AAUGCAAAGUAUUGUUCUUCCUGGCAUAACCUCCUACAAUAUGAAUGGUGUUACUCUAUCUGAAAGAUUGCUUUCCUAAUUUUACUUUAGACACUAGUUACCACUGCUAUUUUCCCCUUAGGACUAUCAAUUUCUUUCUUUCUUUUCUAUUUAGACCUGGAAAAGUAGAGGACAGUAAUGGGAAAUCACACACAAGUGACAGUGUUUAUCCUGGCAGGUUUGACUGAUGAUCCACAAUUGAAAGUUGUGCUGUUUUUCUUCCUGCUUCUCACCUACCUGCUAAGUGUCACUGGCAAUCUGCUCAUCAUCACACUCACCCUGGUGGAUGUCACCCUCAAGACCCCCAUGUAUUUUUUCCUUCGGAAUUUUUCCUUCCUAGAAAUUUCCUAUACUACCACAUGCAUUCCCAAAUUGUUGGUUGCUAUGGCAACUGGGAACAAAACCAUUUCCUUUAAUUGUUGUGUUACUCAAGUGUUUUUUGCCUUCCUUCUUGGUGCGUCUGAAUUUUACUUGCUGGCAGCCAUGUCCUAUGACCGCUAUGUUGCCAUCUGUAAGCCCCUGCAUUACACAACCAUCAUGAGCAGUAAGAUCUGCAUGCAACUUGUCUUCUGUUGUUGGCUUGCUGGGUUUUUUGUCAUCUUUCCACCUCUCCUCUUAGGCAUAAACCUUGACUUCUGUGCCUCCAACGUUGUUGAUCAUUUCUACUGUGAUACAACUCCCCUGCUGCAGAUCUCCUGCUCAGACACACAGCUCUUAGAGACCAUGGGAUUCAUUUCUGCAUCAGUGACACUUGUGGUCACGUUGGUAAUGGUGAUAAUAUCAUACAGCUUUAUUGCGUUAACAAUUCUAAAAAUCCCUUCAACUAAUCAGAAGAAAAAGGCUUUUUCAACAUGUUCCUCUCACAUGAUUGUGAUAUCUCUUUCUUAUGGCAGCUGUAUCUUCAUGUACGUUAAGCCGUCAGUCAAACAAAGAAUAUCUUUUUCCAAGGGAAUUGCAGUGCUCAAUACCUCCAUUGCCCCACUUUUAAAUCCUUUCAUUUACACUUUACGGAACCAGCAAGUGAAAAAAGCCUUCAUGAACAUGAUACAAAGGGUUGUUUCUUUCUCAAGCAAAUGA
Molecule: messenger RNA, 1116 nt
Organism: Neofelis nebulosa (Clouded leopard)
Lineage: Eukaryota; Metazoa; Chordata; Mammalia; Carnivora; Felidae
Product: olfactory receptor 6C74-like
Exons: 1
Coding region: 178-1116 (312 amino acids)
Biological process (GO): G protein-coupled receptor signaling pathway
Cellular component (GO): membrane
Molecular function (GO): olfactory receptor activity; G protein-coupled receptor activity
Source: RefSeq, a predicted model, not a curated record